This is a messenger RNA of Aspergillus eucalypticola CBS 122712, 1173 nucleotides long. RefSeq names its product nucleolar and coiled-body phosphoprotein 1 family protein. Gene Ontology annotation, molecular function: protein binding. The coding region runs from base 1 to 1173 and encodes 390 amino acids. The transcript is spliced from 2 exons. The record is from RefSeq and is a predicted model, not a curated record. Lineage: Eukaryota; Fungi; Ascomycota; Eurotiomycetes; Eurotiales; Aspergillaceae.
AUGGCCGGUCAGAAAUCCAAGCAGGCUAAGCCCGCCAAGGUGUCCAAGAGCAAGGAGACUCCUGCUCCUCCCGCUCAACUCGUCGCCGCGAUCAGCGCUUUCCUGAGCGAAUCUGGUCUCUCUAAGACCAAGGAAGCUUUUGUCAAAGAACUAUCCAGCAAGUCGAUCGACUCUGAUGCGAAGAACGUGCCGUCCCUGCUCGAACUCUACCAGUCCUGGGAAAAAUCCUCCGAGAAGUCCUCCGGUUCUAGCUCAUCGGACAGCGAGAGCGACGAUGAGAGUGAGAGUGGAAGCGAGAGUGAUAGCGAGAGCAGUGAUAGCAGCUCCGACGAGUCCAGCGAUUCUGAUGUCGAGAUGAACGACAAGUCCGAGUCCGACAGCGACAGCGACUCCGACGAGGAGAAGGAGAAGAAGAAGCCCGCUGCCCCUGCUGCCAAGUCUCAGGGCACCAAGCGCAAGGCCGAGUCCAGCUCCUCCGAGUCUGAUUCCGAAUCUGAGUCUGAUGAGGCCCUGAAGUCGAAGAAGACCAAGGUGACUUCCGCCAAGGAGGAGUCUUCUGACUCGGACUCCUCCGACUCUGAGUCCGACUCUUCCUCUUCCUCUUCCGAGUCUGAAGUGUCCUCCGACUCCGACUCCUCUAGCGAUGACUCCAGCUCCUCUUCUGAGUCCGAUUCCGACUCUGAAUCUGACUCGGACUCUGACUCUUCCUCCGACGAGGACGACAAGAAAGCCGACAAGAAGGCCUUGAAGACUGCUACCAAGACCCCUCUACCUCCGUCCGAAUCUAGCUCCAGCGGCUCUUCCUCAUCUUCUUCCUCCGAUUCCGACACCACCGGAACCGUCAGCAACUCCGACUCUGCUGCCAAAGAGCAGUCCCAGUCUGCCCAGAUGUCCGCAUCCAGCAGCGCCAGCCCUGCUCCCGGCAACGCCCCCCAGAAGAAGAAGCACACCGGUGCUCGCCCCACUCCUCUGGCGCAGCUGAGUGAAGGCCCCACCGACCACCUCCUUUCGAACGACUACGUUCCCUACGCCUACGCCGAGAAGGCCUGGCAGGAUCUCUCGGUCACCCGCGGCAAGGGCUUCACCAAGGAGAAGAACAAGAAGAAGCGCGGCUCUUACCGUGGUGGUCCCAUCGACAUCUCGGGCGGCAAGUCUUUCAAGUUCGAUGACUAG